Messenger RNA from Mobula hypostoma (lesser devil ray), 4146 nucleotides. It is a transcript of the gene tpgs2, whose product is annotated as tubulin polyglutamylase complex subunit 2. The record is from RefSeq and is a predicted model, not a curated record. The coding region runs from base 164 to 1051 and encodes 295 amino acids. The transcript has 7 exons. Gene Ontology annotation, biological process: protein polyglutamylation. NCBI's taxonomy places the organism in Eukaryota, Metazoa, Chordata, Chondrichthyes, Myliobatiformes, Myliobatidae.
CUGACGCAUGCAUUUACAGCGCCCUGGUGGAGUGGGCUUUGGAUAAGGAGGUUGGAAAGGUUUGCGGUUUAUGUGAAAGUUUACGUUAUAAUCUUUUUUGUUUUGGCCACGUUUAUGUGUGCUCACGGAGAGCUAGUGUUUUGAAAAAGAACCCCAGAACAGAAUGGAAGACGAUAAAGUGAUGGAUACGAAGGGCUUGAUGGACCGGUUGACGUUAGGUGUAACCAAGAUACUGGAAAGUCGACCUGGUGUGACAGAAGUUAAAUAUGCAAAGAAGGAGCCAGCAGAGCACCAUAUGAUUGUCUCAUGGGAACAGAAGAACUGCUGUGCACUCCCAGAGGAUCUGAGGAACUUUUACCUAAUGACUGAUGGCUUUUUGUUGACCUGGAAUAUCAAGUUUGAUCGUAGCAACGUACAAUUGGGAAGAAUGGUAAUCAACAACAUUUCAGCACUCUGUCGACUGGGCACUUCAUCCUUUUACAGUUUGCCAAAUGCACCCACUUUAGCUGAUUUAGAAAGUGAUACAGAUGAUGAAGAUAAAGAAGAACCUUUCAAGAAACCUCAUUUUAAUUCACAGUGUCGAAUUUUUGAGUUAGACUCUUGUAAUGGAAACGGGAAAGUCUGCUUGGUUUACAAAAACAUCCAAUCAGGAGUUGUAUCUUCUAGUGCUGAAAUCUGGUUCUUGGAUAGAGCACUUUAUUGGCAUUUUCUAACUGAUACAUUCACAGCCUACUAUCGACUUAUGCUCAUUUACUUGGGACUACCCCAAUGGCAGUAUGCAUUUACAAAAUAUGGUGUUACUCCUCAGGCCAAGCAAUGGUUCAAUAUGUACAAACCUAUUGUCUACAAUACCAAUAAUGUAGCAGAUGAUGAUGUCACUUUUAUUAAUAAGCUGGAUCCUAACCAAGUCUUUAAGAACAAAAGUAAACUUCAGCCUACAAAGAAAAAAUCUGGUGUACAGCUAGCUGGACCUCAGAAGAGUCAAACCAGUUUGGUCACAAACAAGAAUGUACCUCAAGUGGGAAGUACUACAAAAAAAAUGACUCCUUAAUUUUUAUCCUGUCCUCUGGAGCAAUUUGGAUGCAGACAUUUUGUUCUGUUUUGUCACCUGAGCUGUUCUGCUUACGCUGUUGUCAUUAACAAAAAGGAAAAAUCAAAUAGGUGAAGAUAAAGAAUAUUGUAUUAAUCGGACUUCCUACAAGUACAGAAAAGGUGGUGUUUUAGUGUUGUUAUCAUGUACAUCACGAUACAAAUGCAUGAUUUACAACAUCACCAAAGAUAUAAUGAUGAAGGAACAGUAUUUAUGUAAAUAAUUACCAGGCUCCAAUUGCUUUAAGUUUAUUCAUAUUUUACACCUGAGUUUGAAAUGUAAAUGAUGUUAAGUAAGUGCAAUCUGUAGUGUUAUGUUUUUCUUAUUCCCCAUCAGAUUUCAGUUGGUUCUGAAGCUACACUACAUUUUAUUAAUACAAUAAAUAAUCCAGUAUAAAAUUAUUGAUGUCAUCCCAGAAUGUGUGCAAUUAACAACCAAAAAUAAUUUUCAUAUGGAGAUUAUUUAUUGAAGUUUGCCCCUUUGUUAUAGUUCUGGUCAUUUCCUUUUUGAUGAUAGAAAUAACGUAGGUUUCACGGAUGUGCCCACAGACAAAUCAUUUUAUGUGACAACACAGCCUUAAAGCAGCUGAAGGUUAAUCUUUCAGUUAAAAUAUGUAUUUCAUCUAAACAAAAUGGAUAUUUAUAAGAACAAUGAGCAGUAGUUUACUUGUACAACAUCUUAGCUGUAACAUUCAUUUUUCUAAAUAAUUAUUGGAAAAAUUGUUAAGCAAUUGAAGAAUAGAAUCUUUCUUCGCUCCCUUCAUUAACUCACUUAAUUGAAUGCCUGAAAACUAAAAGAAGCUUUUUCAACAGGAACAUUUUUGUUUUCAGUUCUGUGCUUCUUGGUAGUAUUUUGUUGCCUUUACUAUGCUUUAAAAUAAUCUAGUCAAAUUUUAAUUACUGAUGUACAGUACUUCAGUUAUCUGAAGUGGUUCUUGAUAUCUGAAUCAGAAUUUCAAAUAUUAAGGGAAUAAAAUUGGAUGGGGAUAGCAUGGGAAUGUGGCGCUGAGGUAAUCAUAUUGAAUAGCAGAAGGGUCGAACAGGUUUCUCCUCUUUCUAUUUGUAUUUCCAUGAAAUUUCAGAUUUAAUCAGCCUAUUUUUAAUUAUCUCUUUUGGUUUACAUAAGGCCAAACCUCAAUAAGUUCCUGACAUGCUUCAUACUUCUCUUACAUUGAUCUAAUUAAAAUCAAUUAAUUCAUGGGCCCUCCAUUACUUAUUUAGCUAUUUGAGGAUAUUGAAUGCUGCAGUUCACAAACUGUUUUCUAUUUCCUUAUAAAUGAUAAUUGAAGAUUCAGGUUAUUAUUUGUGCUCAUCACACGAUGCUGGAAAAUUGAUGCCAAAGUGACUCUUCUAUUUACUCCAACUCUUGAGGAUACUGUUAAUCAGACAUCUUUUUUGCUCAACUUACUGCUAGAUUCAUGUUAGUAGACUGCUGUGUGCUUUUGGUAACAUUCAAAGUUUAGUUUUGAUAUACCAUAUCUUCAGUCAUGACAGAAUACUAUCAAUAGCUACCUGGCCAAAACAAAAGUCUCUGAUAGUAACUGUUACAAAAUGCUGGAUGAACUCAACAGGUAGGCAGCAUCUAUGGUAAUAAAUAAACAGUCAGUGUUUCGGGCUAAGACUCUUUAUUAGUCUCCAAGAAUAUAAGGAGAGACUGUCUCAGAAUAUAUUAAUAUUGUUUUAAUUUGUAUGUUUUCUACCUGCCAUGAAUGCAAAAUAUUAUUAUUUAGAUUCAAUUGCUUUAUAGAGAUUUCUUGUUAGAGAUUACCAGUCCUCAGCAUAAUGUAAAUGUUUUCCCAUAUCCUAAUUGAACUUCCACUUGCUUAGUAAAGUGCCAAAAAGAUGGUAUGCUAUUUGCACUGUUUUUUCUAAAUUGCACUGUAAAUUCGCUUCAAUCUUAUUCCAUCAACAAACACUCUACUGAGAUGUCUCUACUAAUUAACUUUCUUGGAAGGGGUUCAAAUCAAUCACUUUACUGAAAAUAUUGUUUUCUAUCAGUUGCAUGUUAAGUCAGUGAGGACUCUUGUGUUAAGCUCCACUUAAUAGGUGUUAACAAUUAAACAAACUAUUUAUAAAGGAUACAAAUAUAAUUGGCUCAUAGCCAGUCAUUUUAGAUGGUCAUUUUCUGCACUAUAAUAUUGCAUGGCUUGGUGUUUUAAUUAACUACCAAACUGCAGUAUGUUAUACUAUUGUUAGAUUACAUAGCUUUUUGGCUGCCUUAAUUCUUUGAGUGCUAGUAUCAUUACACACUGUAGAAGUAAAGUGAAGUUAUCAACACAAGAAAUCAUGUAUGUCAUUACAGUAAAUCAGUGUAAGAAAUACAAAAUAUUUCCUUCCCUUGCAAAAUAGUCAUAUUGAUUAUUUUUUGCCUUCAGAAAGCAUAAAACAACAUAAUUGAAGAAACUUGGCCAAAACUAUACACCCAUAUGGGGAAAAUUGAGAUGGUUGUAUACAGUUUGAGACAUAAGGAAAACUUUCACCCAAAAAAUAAAGGCAGCUUUUUUCAUCAUUCUUAUUUUCUUGAAUAAAAUAUGAAUGUCACUUCUUAGUGGGUAUUUUGUGCUCAGCAAAGAUUGAGAAGUUCAUUACAUAAUGCAUAAAAUUUAUGGAAUAGGCAUUCUUAAAAGAAUAAGACAACACCGAUGAAAUUUACAACUUUUUUUUGCAUGUAUAACUAACUAGUUAUCAAAGGUCAGGAAAAAUUCUUGUGUCAGAUUGGGGCCAAUGAAAGGUGGAAGUUAUUUUAAUGUUAUGUAUCAAUUGUCAAGCCUUGUGGUUAUCCCCUACAGUUUGUGCUUACACUACUCAUAAGAAAAUUCCAUGGUUAAAAUCACGAGAAGCCGUUUGUUUUGACAAGUGUUCAUUGCCAAUAGCAGAUUGCUUACAUAAACUUGUGAUAUUUUGUUAUGAAUUCCUGAUAAGAAAAUGUUUCUGCCAAAAACACGUAGGAGUUAAAUUAAUAUUGUUAAUAGUGUGGGUAGAAGAGGGAGAGAAUUUAGCAUUAUGUUAAUAUUUGUUUUCAUGAUAAUUUCUAUCUAUGCAGGCACAAUGUGCACA